Funneliformis geosporum is the source of this 1101-nucleotide messenger RNA. The record is from the annotation of a GenBank genome assembly. Lineage: Eukaryota; Fungi; Glomeromycota; Glomeromycetes; Glomerales; Glomeraceae.
AUGAUGAAUCAUCAAGAUCAAGAUGAAUUAGGUGAAUAUAACGAUGUUCCUUUUUAUAAUAAUUCAUCAACUUCACAACAAUAUGAUCAUGAUUUCGAUAGCGAUGCGUUACGGCUUGAUAGUUUUAUAACAACAAACGAUCCGAACCAUUUAUUAAGUUCAUUUAGUUUUAUAACAACAAACGAUUCAACCUAUUCACCAAAUGAAACUUAUAUUCCUCGAAAAAAUGACUAUAAUCAUAAUACAGUUGAUCUCUUUGAUGAUUUAAUUUCAAUGACAAAUCCUGUUGAUCAAAAUGGCAGUUCUACGUCAAAUUCUACUUUAAAUUUUGAAUCAACUAGAAAUAAAGAAUUCAACUUUGGUUAUAUUCCUGUUGAAAAUACACGAAAAAAAGGUUUAGAUCAGGAAUUUCAAGAAAAUUUAAUUAAAAUUGAUCUUAUUCAAUGUCAAUUUGUGUACCCUUCCAAAAAUCAAAGUUCUAUCAAGACAACUGAAGCUGGAGAUAUGGCAUUUCUUUAUCGCUGUGACCAGGAUGUGGUGUCGGUUUGUUUUAACAAAAUGCAACAUGAGGCAGCAAUCCCAUUAAGCGAAAUUAUUGGUUUCUGUACCAAUGAAGGAAAAAUUCUUAUAAAAUUGAAGAAAAGUUAUCAACAUUCCUUUAAGCAUCAUCUUGGAGGUUUUCCAUAUCUUCUUGAUCCUACUCCAAUGAUUUAUGAUCCAUCCAAUAACAAAUUUGAUGGUGCACAAUCUUUAUUGUUAUUUCCUCAUUCUUUAAAGCCUUCCGCCUUAACAUCACUAGAAUUACGUAUCGAAAGAUUAUACUUUAUGAAACACGGAAUUCGUAAUGAAGCCAUCAAUGAUGAUGGACCAAAGGUUCGUUGUAAAGCUAAUGAAUCAAUUGCAUUUCCUAUUAAUGCCCCAUUUCAUAGAUUAUUAAUUGUUAUCGAGAGUAGAUUUGGAAAGAAAUCUCCUACUCUUAGUUACUUGAUUGGUAGAGAUGAUUUGAUUCCAAUAAAUAACGAUGAAACUUGGCAGAAAAUAAAAGCUGAAGCUUCAGAUGAUAAUCCUUUGUUGAGAUUGGAACUUCAUGUUGAUAAAUGA